GUCUUUCAGUAACGCCGCUACCUACUACGACAACAACGUAGUCGUAGCAGUAGAACGUGGAGAGUUGCACCCGUUAGCCACGUUGGCUACUUUUGUUAAGUUGUCUAUUCUUUGCCUAAAGUUAUCGUCCACAGACCAUGAUCCCGAUCCGUGGGAAUGACGGAAUGAGCUAAGGGGCGUUUAGUACUCAUCGGGUCCGGCUAGUUGCCUUAGAGGCGAACAUUGUUGCCGGCGGCAGCAGGAUCAGAAGCAAAAGCAUCGCGUUCUGCUCGUUCUUUCGUCCGAUCCCACAAAACCGCUGACGAUGGGAGCGGUUCCCGCCAUUUUAGAUGUCGCUUCGGUCGCUGCCGCUGACGAAACCGUUGGACUAUUACCGCCACUAUCACCGCACCGUUUCUAUGGCGUGUCUGUGACUGUGCCAUUUAGCAGCAUUAGCACCGGUAGUAAACGCGCCUAAAAUCUGCCGUCACCGUCGCCGCCGCCGCCAUCUGUUUAAAGAGCCAUUUUCCGUAUGGGCUGUCGGAGUACGGUCGUCGCGCGAUUGCCAGUCCACCUCGACCAUACUUUAAGUGACACAUCACAGUAGCGCACGUUAAGUCGAACGCGUUUAACGACAGAUAGAUAGAUAGAUAGAUAGAUAGAUGGACAUACAUCGCGAGGACCACUGGUGCAUUUACAAUCACUUAAUUACAUGUUCCUUUUUAGUUGACGACCCCUUCGUGCUAUUCAUCCAUGUUACGGAUGCGAUUAAAUGGCCAUUUAUCUACAUAUCUGUACUGUCUAUAAAUAAAUGGCCGUAUCGGAGGAUCAAUGCCACAAUAAUAUCCCGUUUGUAAGGGUAAAAUUUCAUGCAUUACAGUAAACGGCCAUGGUAAAAUCGUAACUCUUUCAGGCAAAGCCCUGGAGCGCAGCGACACAGCAGAGCCUCUUAGUUUAAGCAUGAGGGUGCCGACAAAGGAAAGGAACGAGAUGUUCGGAAGUCACGCAAUCCUAUGGCGUUCAAACAAGUUAUGCAAAAUGUCAGAACGAUAUCAUGUUAGAAGUGUAAAGAGCGACAUAACUUCAUAUGGUUCCAAAUGAAGGCUGUGACAGCCCAGAGCGCGGUACUGACUCACCGCCAAGUGGCGGUUCGGGAAAUAUAUGUAGCGGCAAUCUCAAAAUGAAGAAGCAACGGAAAGCACGAACUGCUUUUACGGAUCACCAACUGCAGACCUUAGAGAAAAGUUUCGAACGACAGAAAUAUCUCAGCGUCCAGGAUCGCAUGGAAUUGGCUGCAAAAUUAAAUCUAACGGAUACCCAAGUGAAAACUUGGUACCAGAACCGAAGGACAAAAUGGAAACGUCAAACAGCUGUAGGUCUCGAACUUCUGGCUGAGGCAGGCAACUACGCAGCAGUACAGCGUAUGCUACAAACUGCACCCUACUGGCUUCAGAGCUACGCGGGUGUAACGCCGCAGACCUCCGUCAACGCGAUGGCUGCUCUCGACGUGUUUUACCGCCAGGCCGCACUGCAGCAGGCUCAACAACAGCAGCAGCAGCAGCAGAAGCCGAUAGCUAGUUUCCGGCCGCCAAUGUUUUCAUCAGGUGGUCCUGGGGCGCCAGGCGCACCCCCUAGCGGCGGAGCUACCGUUCCAUCGGUUCCAACGGCUACUUCCCCCACGACCGUGUCGGGUGCAGCCACAUCACCUUGCAGCAGCACAGGUCACCACAGUCCGGUGGAUGUAGGCUCACCGCUAAGUAUGCACACGUCCAGUGGAGCAGCGCAGCAGAAUGUUGGCCUGCAUAGCCGACGUUCCGAUGUAACGUCACCACUCGAAUUUAGCGGUGCGCCAAAUGACGGAUUAACGGCCGUCGGUAACCCUGUUUCUCAUUUAAGUAAUCAUCCUCUCCACUCGCUUUCACCUUCGCCCCCGCUAGAUAGUUCUCCGGUUCCCGCCGGUUCGGCUAGCUCAAGACCUUCUAGCGUGCCACCAGUGCGGCCGUCGUCGGGGGCUGCGGCAGUUGUUACCCCAGCGUCGACGACCGCUUUACAUCAUAGUAGCGGGGUGCGGGAAACGUCACAGCACCCCAUGUAAAACACGAACCAUAAUAAUAAUUAAUAUUAAGCCAAUAAACAACUCUGUGGUGUCAUAAUAAUAAUAAUGAUGAUAGUAAUAGAAUAUAGCUACAUAUAAAUAAAUGCCAAUAAAACACAUAGCUAGCUCAGCAGGUUCACGGUGAAUAAGGACUAUUCAAUGUGGGGGUGUUCACAUCUGUCGUUCUACAAAGGCGAUGAGCUGCCCUUGUACGUAUGGCGUGUAGACGUGUAUGUGGCUUGUGGUCGAAUCGUGAAUGGUGAUAUGGAUUUAACUCAGUUCGCUUCGAAUUAAGCGAUAUCGGUUUAGGGUUGAGGUAUAAGAAAGCGCCGAUGUUGACUUGUCAAUGACGAUCAUAAACGAACACAAACUGCAGGCAGUAAGUGGCAGCAGCGACAACCGAAGCAGAUCUUUGAAGAAGCGCGUUUUGUACUGAAAGCCUUAAGAUAGUUAUUAUUGUAGAUAAACACGACAGGGGGUCGUGACGGAGCGCAUUUGAUUCUUCCAACCGCUUGCCAUACCCGUAGCGUAUUAUAGUGCUACUUGCAGUUCGGAUGCGUUCUCGUACCACAUAAAUUUUCGACGAAAAUAAAGCUGAUGAUAACGGCGAGAGGUUGCGUGUUGAAUAAACGUCAACGAAAUACUGUAUAUGCACCGGACAACGAACAAUACAAAUCUAUAUUUUGUUGCCUUUAUCACAGGCAGCUAUUUCUUAACAUUGUCGUACACCCAACUUCGGAAGCGGUGAACAUACUAUAAUUAUGCGUAACUCACAAAUGGAUAGCUAUAGUAUUUUGCGUGUGGUCCAGUCCAGCAAUAAGCAUCGCAAAUACAACAAUAACAUUGUAAAUACAUACAAUCAACGAUGACGAUAAUAGUUAUUAUAAAUAAUAGAUAAACAAUAGCUGUGUGUGUUAUUGUGUCUGUGGAUGUGCAUGCACGUGCUUGCACGAUAGCCGAGCCACUACCGAAACCCAAAACUGAUUGAUAGUACCUAUAGCAAUGCUUUCGCAAUUACUCCGGCAAGAAGCUCGAAAAAAUCGUCGAAAUAGUUUUGUUUUUUUCGUAUGGUUCGAACACGCUCUUUAUUUGCUCGCCACUGGAAACGGGUCGUCUGCUAAGCAGAGGAUGUGAUAUAUAUUUUCACGAAAGGGUAAAAACGUGCGAUUGUUGAGGGGGCGAAUGCUGAAGACUGCGUCAACAUCGAAAGCAACAUUGGCAAUGCUCCGACAUUGAGCAAUUAGCAGUCGACAGGACUAUACCGUGACCACGACACGAACACCCACCUUUUCAAAUUAGAGGAACCCGCCACGGGACGCCGCACGACGUAUCAUAAAACGACCAACGUUAUAAUGUUCAGUUUGCUUUGGACUGAUUCCUGUAUAUAAUAAUGGAUAAUGACAAGCUGACAUAGCGGUGACAUUGUCGCGAUUUUACUUGACACGCGCAUUAGUUAAAAAUGUUGUUUCAGCUAAGAAACGAAAUAGCUAGAGAAUGAACAGCUUCUACCAUCACUUCUACCGCUGCUCGUUCUCGUGAGGUCGACCGGCCGGCGUCAGCUAGAUCGGUUGCUUGUACAUAGAAACAAAACAAUGAAUAUGAUUUAGAGUAAAUUUAGAGGGUCAUGUAAACUACGAUAUGAGCUAAUGACAGCAAAGAAAAUAACGAUUUUUGCCAUUUCUGCUGCUACUGCCGCCGUCUGCCGGACGUCAUCAACUAAAUCCACUUUCUGUACAUAGGCGUAUCACACAAAAGAACAAUAAGUACGAUAUACACAGUAGCAAGAAGUAAGCGCAAUAUGAAAGCAGAGAAGAAGAUGCGCAAAAGUAACGGUAUCCCUAUCGACGUCUGCUUCUCCGAUGCAACCUUCGAAUGCGGGUGGUCAAUCGGCAACGGGUCAACGAACAGGAAUCAGAAGCUUAGUAACAAUAAAUAUAUAAUAAUAUAAUUAUUAUUAAUGAUAUGCAGAAUGAUGGCGUAAGGCAUGAUUUGACGCUGCUUGUUUUUAGCGGAAUAAAGCCGUCAAAAUCCUACGUAUGCGAACGUAUGUUCGGGGAUUUGUGCUUAUAAUUGUUAGCUAUUGUUUCCACUCCGGCGAUUUUCGUUUAUCCUCACUACUUAGACAACCACUCGACACUUACAACCAACCAAAAAGAUAGUAGCGUUUUAAUUCGUGCCCAAUCGACAGAAUAGUGACAAUGACAUCACCAUUAUUCCGUAUUAAUUAUAAUCGUAAUUCUGCUGUCUUUUUAAGUCAAAAACAAAAAAGCAAUUCUUACAUACAUAUGGAUUUCGAAAGGCCGACUAUAAACAUUGCGCAUAAUGAUCGAUACUCAGUAGGUUUCGCGAGUUAGCUAGAGGCAGUCGUCUGCAUAAACUGCUUUUUAACUAGCUUCGAUUAUCUAGACACGCGAGUGUAUGUGCAUGUGUCUGGGUUUGUGUGAAUCUGUGUGACCACACGGGUAAAAGAAUUGAUCAAAGCCUUUCGUCUUGAUUCAUGGACACUGGACACCAGAACCAAACGCACGUUAGAUAGCCUGCUUGGUGAUAUGAGUGGUUAUUAUAGAAACAUAAAGGCGCGCGAUAACGGAGGCAAAUACGGAGAGACGGAUUAUCGUAGA
Varroa destructor (honeybee mite) is the source of this 4695-nucleotide messenger RNA. RefSeq lists its product as uncharacterized. Gene Ontology annotation, molecular function: DNA binding; DNA-binding transcription factor activity, RNA polymerase II-specific. NCBI's taxonomy places the organism in Eukaryota, Metazoa, Arthropoda, Arachnida, Mesostigmata, Varroidae. Gene Ontology annotation, biological process: regulation of DNA-templated transcription. The record is from RefSeq and is a predicted model, not a curated record.